AUGGCGAAAACGAUGAGAACAAUCAAGAACCCAUUCUUCACACCACAUCCACAAUCUCCCUUCCUCCUCUUCUUCUCUCCGCCAAAGAGAAUCACCAGCCCUCGUUACCACAACAACCACCAAACUCGUUGCCUUCCUCAGCAAGUCUUCCUCCUCCUCAUCUCACUCUCUCUCCUCUUCUCAGGACUCUCGCUCCUCACAUCAUCUCUAACCACAUGCGUCUCCACCACUUCUUCUUCCUCUCUCACUCUCUCACGUCACCUCCUAACUUCCCUAGCCUCUGUCUCCGUGCCUUCCACGUUACUUCCUUUACCAGCGAGAGAGGGAUCUUCAGGUAAUGUAACGGAGGAAGAGAGAGAGUUCUGGAAACAGCCUGAUGGUGAAGGAUACAAGCCUUGUUUGGAGUUUAGUUUGGCUUAUAGGAAGAAAGCUGCGAGAGUCUCUAAAGAGAAGAAACGUUUCCUUGUUGUUGUUGUCUCUGGUGGACUUAACCAGCAAAGGAAUCAGAUCGUUGACGCUGUUGUUAUAGCUGCGAUUCUUGAAGCUGCUCUUGUUGUUCCCGUUUUGCAGGUGAAUCGUGUUUGGGGUGACGAAAGUGAGUUCUCAGACGUUUUUGACGUGGAGCAUUUCAAGAAAACACUUAAAUCAGACGUGCGUGUUGUUUCUUCACUACCGUCAACGCAUCUAAUGUCAAGACAGACGAUAGAGAAUCAGAUUCCGUGGGAUGUUUCACCGGUUUGGAUCCGUGCUAAGUUCUUUAAACAGUUGAACGAGGAAGGGCUUUUGGUGUUGAAAGGGUUAGACUCAAGGCUAGCCAAGAACCUCCCUCCUGAUCUGCAGAAACUCAGAUGCAAAGUUGCUUUCCACGCACUUAGAUUCAAAGCAGACGUUGAGAGUCUUGGCAACAGACUCGCGAGAAGGAUGUGGAUAGAAGGACCUUACAUAGCUCUCCAUCUAAGGCUAGAGAAAGAUGUGUGGGUUAGAACCGGUUGUCUCACCGGUUUAGGCUCAGAGUUUGAUAGAAUCAUAGCGGAGACAAGAAGGUCUCAGCCUAGGUAUCUUACUGGUAGACUCAACUUGACGUAUACAGAGCGUAGGCUUGCUGGUUUGUGUCCUCUCAAUGCAUAUGAGAUUGCAAGGUUGUUGAAGGCUUUAGGAGCACCGAGGAAUGCAUCGAUAUAUGUGGCGGGAGGUGAGCCGUUUGGUGGGUCAAGAGCUAUGGAGCCAUUAGUGAAAGAGUUUGCUAACUUGGUGACUAAGGAAACUUUAGCUCAUAGAGGAGAGCUUGUGCCUUACGCUAACAGAUCUUCAGCUUUGGCUGCUAUUGACUAUAUUGUCUCACUUAGUAGCGAUGUUUUUCUUCCUUCACAUGGUGGAAACAUGGCCAAAGCUAUGCAGGGAAACAGAGCUUAUGUAGGGCACAGGAAGUUUAUAAUGCCUAAUAAGAGAGCGAUGCUUCCUUUGAUGGAGAACCCUUUGGUUUCUGAUGCUGAGCUGAGUCGUGUGGCUAGGAAGCUUCACGGUAAGUCUCAAGGCCGUCCUGAGUUACGGAGAGGGAGGAGAGAUCGUGACGUGGUGGCUUAUCCUGUCCCGGAGUGUAUGUGCCGACAUGGUAAACACAGGUCUAUAGGUUUCUUUUAGCUCAUGUUCUUUGCUUCUCUAGGCAACACUUGAAAACAAGAGUUCUUGUAGCUCAGAUUCCUUGCUACUGAAGGCAACACCUGGAUGAGACUUGUACAUUUGUAUCCAAUCGUUGUAGGACAUGUGUACAUGUUCUCUACUGUAAAUGUAUAUAGACUGUUUUGGGCCCUUGUAGAAAUUUACAUUCAUUCAUUGUUCAGCUGUGACUACUUGUAGUGUGACACGUGUAUCUUUCAUGGCCUCAUUUUUUC
Eruca vesicaria subsp. sativa (arugula) is the source of this 1892-nucleotide messenger RNA. NCBI's taxonomy places the organism in Eukaryota, Viridiplantae, Streptophyta, Magnoliopsida, Brassicales, Brassicaceae. The record is from the annotation of a GenBank genome assembly.